Lepus europaeus (European hare) is the source of this 1738-nucleotide messenger RNA. It is a transcript of the gene AVEN, whose product is annotated as apoptosis and caspase activation inhibitor. Bases 1 to 996 code for a protein of 331 amino acids. The record is from RefSeq and is a predicted model, not a curated record. Gene Ontology annotation, biological process: negative regulation of G2/M transition of mitotic cell cycle. Lineage: Eukaryota; Metazoa; Chordata; Mammalia; Lagomorpha; Leporidae. The transcript is spliced from 6 exons.
AUGCAGGCGGAGCGAGGGCAGCGAGGAGGUCGCGGCGGCCGCGGCAGGCGGCCCGGCGGGGACCGCGACCGCGAGCGGCCCGGCUCCGCGGCGGCGGGGGCGAGAGGCGACGGGGGCGGCCGCCGGGGCCGCGGCCGGGGCUCCCGCGGCAGCCGUGGAGGCCGAGGAGGAGCCCCGCGAGGCGGCCGCCGGGAGCCGGCAGGCCGGGGCGCCGGCCCCAGCGCGCCGGUUGAAGAUGACAGCGAUACAGAGACUUGUGGAGGAGAGAGUGACAAGCAGGGAAGCUAUUCUAGAAGGAAGAUCGUCUCUAACUGGGAUCGUUAUCGAGAUAGUGAAAAAGAGGUGAAUGAUGAAGGAGGAGAGUCUCAGAGGGGGACAGACUUCAGCGUCCUCCUUAGCUCCGCAGGGGAUUCCUUCUCACAGUUCCGGUUUGCUGAAGAGAAAGAAUGGGAUAGUGAAGCUUCAUGUCCAAAACAGAAUUCGGCGUUCUACCUGGACAGCGAGUCACUGGUUCGAGCCCUUCAGGAACUGCCCCUCUCUCUCCGACUCAAUGUUGCUGCCGAGCUGGUCCAGAGCACUGUUCCUUUAGAGCUUCCUCAAGUGAAACCAAGGAGACCAGAUGACAGCAAGGGCACAGGGAUGCAGUUAAAGGGGCCCCUCUCUGAGCUGAGAUCUGCCGCCUGCCCCAGGCCCCUCGGUCCUUCCAGUGGUCCUCAGAAACCGGCUUCCUCCCCUGAGUCUGCGGCAGACCAUUUGGAAGAGGAACUAGAUCUGUUGCUUAAUUUAGAUGCACCUGUGAAAGAGGAAGAUAACUUACUAGGCAAGACAUCUCAGGACCUGAAAGCUGAGGAAGAUGGGGAGAUGGCCCAAGAGGAAAAAGUUCCUGCAAAGCCAUCUGGGGCUGAAGAAAAGAAAGUGGAACCUGAGCAAGCAAGUACAUCCAAAACUGUCACCGAAGAAGAGCUGGAGGACUGGUUGGACAGCAUGAUUUCCUAAACCCACACAAGCAAACAAAAAGUGCCUGAAGAAAAUGGUGGUUGCCUUCUCCGUGAGGGCAGGCAUAAGGCUAGUGUCCAGGAACCGCGGGUUUACAAGCAUGCCCCAGGCCAGGGGGUUCCAUUAUGCUUACAGCAGUCAGUGCCUACCUCUGAUUGACAACACCCGAACAUGUACGAGGCAUUUGUCUUCUGGCUUAAUGCUGUAAUAAGCUUCCUUAAGGACAGGGGAUGGUACUGCCCUUGUCCCCAGCCUUCUUCCUCUUCCUGUUUACAUUGAAGCAGGUGCUGCUGAUUAAGGGAAUAGAUGCAGGCAACAUUGGCCAAAAUAAACAAACCCUGGUCUGUGAUUUUUUUCCCUCCUCCUGUUUCUUUUGUGAGGCCUUAGGUUCUUUGUCAUAUUUCUUUCCCCAGUAGUCACAGUGUAGCUGUGGAUCCAACAGCAGUGGCGCAUUGCAAGAAGCCAAACGUGGAGUGGUAUGUAUUACUUUAUUGCAGUGGGCACUUUGAUUUGCAGAGAUUCACCUAAACAUUGCAGCUCCACUACUUACAUGGGACCCUAAAGCAUUACUCAAUUUUGGCAUAAGAUUGAGAGUUUUCUGAAUUUUCAGUACAGUACUUUUCUUCUAAUAACAGCAGUUGACAAGCUGUUACUGAAAAAGAAAUCAUAUGAAGAACUUUCAAGUGCAAUUUCAUAAAGACAGAAGAUCAACACAACUAAUUAAUGGAACUGUCUUUCUGGA